Cajanus cajan (pigeon pea) is the source of this 822-nucleotide messenger RNA. RefSeq lists its product as uncharacterized. The record is from RefSeq and is a predicted model, not a curated record. NCBI's taxonomy places the organism in Eukaryota, Viridiplantae, Streptophyta, Magnoliopsida, Fabales, Fabaceae.
UAAUGUAGAGAGUUUGAGUUAGAGACGUAUUAAGAUAGGGAAAUAAGAGCGUAUAAGAGAGUCGUCUCUUGUGUUGUAAGUAACUUAAGAGUUAACAUGGCGAGGCCUCUUCUACUCUCCUCCUCCUUCCUCACCCUAUCCAUGCCCCUCACUGUUUUCUGCGUUGCUCUUGCUGUCUUGAGCGUAUUUUCUGUCAUCACUUUUCUCUGUGGUUCUGACAAACUCAACAAGUUCCACAAACAAACCCAGAAAGCAGCAACGAGAUCCAAGGAGCAGAAGAUGAUUUCGAAGCUGAACAGCAACCUCGGCCACAGGGCACUCUCCAUGGCCAAGAUGCUGUCGUGGAGGAAAGUGCAGGCAGAGGGAGAAGAAGCAGACAAAGAUGAUGAAGAAGAAGAUGAUGAUGAAGAAGCCCUUUGGAGGAAGAACAUCUUGAUGGGAGAAAAGUGUCGUCCUCUUAACUUCUCUGAACCCAAAAGCUAACACUUCUUUAUUUCUCUCAUGUAUUUUCUUACAACUUGUCUUUCUCUUCCUUCAUUCCCAGCUUAGAAUCUGGUUGCAGGCAUGUUUUAGGUGUUUUUGAGAACGUUUUAUUAAAAAUAAACAGUAUUUUUCUAUAAUAAUAAAAAAAAAAAAAAAAAACUCAAAAAUGAUCCUAAACUUGUAUCCAAAUAGAUUCUUAGUUAGCUACUAAUUUCUCAGGUUUUGCAGAGUUUGCUAUUGUAAUAUAUAGUAAUAAACUUAGCAAUCUUUGUUUUUUUUUGGGUACUCGUGUGUGGCUUUGCGGGGUUAGACACAGUUUAUAAACUUUAUCAUGAAACA